Messenger RNA from Esox lucius (northern pike), 6202 nucleotides. It is a transcript of the gene nup155, whose product is annotated as nucleoporin 155. Gene Ontology annotation, cellular component: nuclear pore inner ring; nuclear pore. Lineage: Eukaryota; Metazoa; Chordata; Actinopteri; Esociformes; Esocidae. Gene Ontology annotation, biological process: RNA export from nucleus; protein import into nucleus; protein localization to nuclear inner membrane. The record is from RefSeq and is a predicted model, not a curated record. The transcript has 34 exons. The coding region runs from base 287 to 4504 and encodes 1405 amino acids. Gene Ontology annotation, molecular function: structural constituent of nuclear pore.
CAACGCAUUUGGAUAUUUCAGCCUUCUUUGCCACUCCGUUAUCUAGCCUUUUGCUUGCAUAAACAAUAGAUUUAGUUCAAUGUUUGGUUGCAUAAUAUUAAAAUGAAAUUUCUACUCGACAAGUAGCACCGGAAGUAUAUGCUGUAACCUUUCACCGCUCCAUGUUCUGAGAGUUCAGAAGCAUGAGGCAUUGGCUAGUAGCGGCAACGUUUGUUUACACUGAAGACAGUAUAAUAUUUUGGAUAUCACACACUCUAUAAUCAGGUAGUUGCGUCCGGACUUAUUUAUGUUGGGCGAAUCUUAUCAGUCCCUCGGAGUGUCGGAGAUGCCGUCUGUCUUGGGACCCAGUAGCCCUGCUGCUGCCGCUCAUGCCGAAGCCCUUGAGAACUCGGGUAGGCUCAUAGACCGACACCUUCAAGAAGACCGCUGCUUCCCGGAUCUCUCAGAGCUUCUCAAUGUUCCCUCACACAACAUGCCGUCUUUGUCUGGGGGGUCCGACAUGGACUACCCUCUUCAGGGACCUGGGCUGCUCACGGUGCCAAACCUCCCUGAGCUCAGUGCAGUCCGCAGGGUUCCCCUUCCCCCUGAGCUGGUGGAGCAAUUCAGUCAUAUGCAGUGCAAUUGUAUGAUGGGAGUAUUUCCUGAGAUCUGUCGGGCGUGGCUCACCAUUGACAACGAUAUCUUCAUGUGGAACUAUGAGGAUGGGGGCGAUGUUGCCUACUUUGACGGGCUCAGUGAAACCAUCUUGUCGGUAGGGUUGGUCAAACCUAAAGCAGGGAUUUUCCAGCCACACAUCCACUUCCUGCUUGUUCUAGCCACCCCUGUGGAUGUGGUGAUUCUUGGGCUCAGCUUUCCUAAAGCUCAGGCAGGUUUAAAUGACAGCAUGUCUGGAGGAAUGCAGCUGCUCCCCGACCCACUGUACUCCAUCCCCACAGACAACACCUACCUCCUGGCCAUCACUUCUACCGACCAGGGUCGCAUCUUCCUGGCAGGGAAAGACGGCUGCCUGUACGAAGUAGCCUACCAGGCAGAGGCCGGCUGGUUCAGUCAGCGCUGCCGCAAGAUCAACCACUCCAAAAGCAGCCUGUCCUUCCUCGUCCCCUCCCUGCUCCAGUUCUCGUUCUCGGAGGACGACCCGGUUGUGCAGAUUGCCAUUGACAACUCCCGUAACACUCUCUUCACCCGCUCAGAGAAGGGAGUCCUACAGGUGUAUGACCUGGGUGCUGACGGCCAGGGAAUGAGUCGAGUGGCGGCCAUGUCCCUGAAUUCCAUUGUGGCUGCAGCAGGAAACGUAGCCAGGACGAUAGACCGCUCCGUGUUUAAACCCAUCGUGCAGAUCUCCGUAGUCCAGAGGUCCGAGUCUUCGGACUGCCACCUGCUGGCCGUCACCCACGCAGGGGUGCGCCUCUACUUCAGCACGGCUCCUUUUGCCCCCCCCCACGCCAGGCAGACGGUGGCACGCCCCAGCCUGCUGGCCCUGGUCCAUGUCCGCCUGCCUCCAGGCUUCUCCGCCUCCUCCACCCUGCCCAAGCCCGCCAAGGUCCACAAGGCUCUGCACAGCAAAGGGGUUCUCCUGAUGACCGCGUCCGAGACGGAGGACAGUGACAUCCUCUGGUGUAUCAACCACGACUCCUUCCCCUUUAAGAAGCCCCUGAUGGAGGCCCAGAUGAUGUCCAAUGUAGACGGCCACACGUGGGCGCUGUGUGCCAUCAAUGAGGAGAAACCGCCGAAAAUCUCCACCCCACUGAACCGGGAUCAGGUUCCCCUCACAGACUCUCCUGUGGUGGUGCAGCAACACAACGUCCCUCCACAGAAGUUUGUCCUUCUCACUGCAAAGGGAAGUCACAUAUUUCACAAGCUGCGGCCGGUGGAUCAGCUGCGCCACCUGCUGGUGAGCGGUACCGGUGGCGAGAGUGAGGAGAUUGAACGCUUCUUCAAACUGCACCGGGAGGAGCAGGCCUGUGCCACCGCCCUCAUCCUGGCCUGCUCGGCCGCCGCGUGCGACAGGGAGGUCUCCCAGUGGGCCACCAGGGCUUUCUUCAGGUACGGCGGAGAGGCCCAGAUGAGGUUCCCGUCGGCUCUUUCCGCGCCCAGCAACGUCGGGCCGCUGUUCGGCUCACCCGUGCCCGGAUCCCCUCUGCACGUUGGUAGCAGCUCCAUGUAUAACCCCAGUUUCCUAGCCACGCCAGCUCCAGGCAUGGUUCCUCAGUGCGUGUCUACGCCCUACGCCCCCGCCGCGCCCGCGCCCUCCGCCCCCAUCAGCGGCAUGUCCCCUGGACCGGAGGUGGUCUUCUCAGGAAAACACAACGGCAUCAGUGUCUACUUCACACGCAUCAUGGGUAACAUCUGGGACGGGAGUCUGGCUGUGGAGAAGACCAUGGUUAAAGGGAGUCAGGCUGUCAGUAUUUUGGAGAGCACGGCGAGCUCAUCUGAUCUGGAGUCAGUUCUUCUGGAGCUGCGUGGUCUGAAAGACUUCCUGGAUAAGAACUCCCAGUUCAGCCCCUCGUCUCUGGGGUCAGCCAGUUUCAGCUCCCCGGCCAAUCUGCAGCAGCGUCUGCUGGGUUUCAUGCGUCCAGACGGCGGUGCUAGUUCUCAGCAGGUCCAGCAGGAGCUCCAGAGGAAGUACCACACUGAGGCUCAGGCUUAUGAGAAGAUGUCCCUGCAGGGAAUUCAGCAGCUGGUGCAUCUCUCCUGCCAGACCCUGGCUCUUUGGAAGCUGCUCUGUGACCACCAGUUCAGCCUUGUCAUCGCUGAGCUGCCCAAGGAGUUCCAGGACCAGAUGAAGGGGGUGAGUUUUAAGGACGUGGUGAUCCGGGGUCGGGAGCUGAGCGGUGCUCUGAUCACAGCCCUCAUCAACGUCUACAUCAAAGACUCUGCGUCUGUGGACGCCAUCAGCACGCACCUCCGGGACAUCUGCCCUUUGCUGUACAGCAGCGACGACAGCGUCUGCUCCAAGGCAAAUGAACUGCUGCAGGGCUCCAGACUGAUCCAGACGAAGGUGGAGAAAGAGAGGACUCUGAGAGACUCCCUACAGCUCUACCAGCAGAUCAGCCAACACACGGACCUGUCUCUGGUCUGCUCCCAGUACAGACAGGUUCGUUUCUACGAGGGCGUGCUGGAGCUGUGCUUGACGGCUGCCGAUAAAAGGGAUCCCCAGAGGCUGGGACCUCACUUCUAUAAGAACGGGGAGCCAGAGGAGGACCAGGCAGGAGCGCUGGCCUUUCAGGAGAGGUUGUCCUGUUAUAAGUGCAUCACUGACACCAUGCAGGAGCUGGUGAACCAGAGUAAAGCUGCCCCCCAGUCCCCCAGCGUCCCUAAGCAGCCAGGCCCCCCCGUCAUGACCUCUGACCCCAACAUGCUCAGCAACGAGGAUGCCACCGCCCAUUUUGAGCAGAUGAUUGGUCUGGCCCAGAGGUCACAGGAUGAACUCUUCCACAUCGCCCUCUACAACUGGCUGAUACAGGCUGACCUCACCGACAAGCUUCUGGAGGUGAACUCGCCCUGUCUGGAGGAGCACCUGAUGCAUAUGAUCAAGCAGGACCAGAGUAAGGUGCGGAACAUGGAUCUGCUGUGGAGGUACUAUGAGAAGAGCCGCAGCUUUGGCAAGGCAGCUCACGUCCUGGCCAGGCUGGCUGACAUGCACAGCACUGAGAUCUCUCUGAAACAGAGGCUGGAGUACAUCUCCAGGGCCAUCCUGUCAGCCAAGAGCUCUUCUUGCGUCUCUGCCCAGGGGGCGGAUGGAGAGUUCCUUCACGAGCUGGAGGAGAAGAUGGAGGUGGUACGCAUUCAAGUCCAGAUCCAGGAGACCCUGAGCAGGCAGUACUCCCAGCAUCCCUCAGUACAGGGAGCCGUGUCACAACUAGACUCAGAGCUCAUGGACAUCACCAAGCUCUAUGGGGAGUUUGCUGAUCACUUUCGGUUGUCUGAAUGCAAGCUGGCCAUCAUCCACUGUGCCGGCCAUUCUGACCCCAUCCUGGUGCACUCCCUGUGGCAGGAGAUCAUGGAGAAAGAGCUGGGUGACAGUGUAGCUAUGAGUCCUGCGGACAGGAUGAGAGCCCUCAGUCUCAAACUGGUGUCUCUGGGGAAGAUCUAUGCAGGGACACCCAGAUACUUUCCUCUAGAGUUCCUGGUGAAGUUCUUGGAGCAGGAGGUGUGUCGUCUGAACUGGGACGUGGGUUUCGUCACCUUCACCAUGCAGGAGAUAGGAGUGCAACUGCCCCGCCUGCUGGACGUUUACGACCAGCUCUUCAAGACGCGGGAUCCCUGUUGGCAGCGUCUGAAGAAGCCCCUCCACCUGGUGGAAUGUAUCCAUGUGCUGUUGUCAGGAUACGUAGAGGACCCCAGCAGAGUGCCUACAUAUGACCGACGGAGGUUUACUAAUGUCUGUCUGGAUAACAUCUGUGGUUACCUCGUGGAGCUGCAGUCCCUGAGUCCCAACUCUGCACUGCAGAUCACCAUUGGCAACUUCAAGGCCCUGCAGGCCAAGCUGGAAAAAGUUCACUGAGGUCACCUGGGGACAGAGGUCCAAGUGUGGUCAGAGAUGGAAUGGAAUGAAACUCUGCUACUAUUGGAGUGCUAAACAUCGUGGUCUAAAAACAAUAGAGUUUUUUUGGUUAAGAAUAACAUGAUUUGAAUGAUUCCCUUCUUUGUCUCUGUGGUGGCUGGGGCUCAAUAGUGAAGUGACAUUGAGAAAACGGCUUGGUCUCUCAGGAGCAAGCCGUUUAGUCUAAAAGAACGACAAACCUGCAUUUUCCCGUGCAGAGUGGUUUAUUGACCAGCUCGUUCUUUGCCCGGCAUCAGAUUUUUACAUCUGUUUUAAACUUAUUUUAUAAAUACAGUAUGCAUUUCUUUUGUGGACAAUGCCGUUCAAGAAAAUGGACAACUGUUUUGAUGUGGCUGUCUGAGUGUAUUGUGGUGGUUUCACAAAAUUGAAUGUUGGGCAAAAAUGAACUGUUGUCAUACACAAUAAGAGGACAGUAUUUCCCUGGGAUGGGAUGUUCAAUUAACCUCUCGUCAUGGAGUUACUAUACUGUUGAUGAGGGUAAAGACUAGGAUUUAUAUGUAGGAGAGGAAUGUGCUUAUAUGAUUGCUCUGAGAUGGCCUGGCCAUUUGUUUCAACUUGAAUCAUCUAAGUCGUGCCAAUUUUAUUCCUGACCGUGUCUUUCCUUCUGCAUGCCUGCCAUGAUUCAGUUGUAAAAUAUUGACUUUUGUUUCAUGGGUAUUGGCCUCUGAAGCAAGCUGAGGACACUGUCUUAAUCACUCAACUCCUUUAAGUCCACUUUGAUUUUCCCCAGUUUAGAUGUAAAGAACACAGUUAAGCUGAUUGUAUUUGGGUUUGUCUGUACCAAUCAACCUCUGUCUAACACGGAGUAGUGUAUUGGUGCUAGUAACAUUGCUGUUGCCUUCUCAGUCCAAGGAAAUGAUAACAAUUUACAUGUCUUGUAUUCCUUAUUUUUCUGAAAUAGCCUACACUUUUGUGUCUGUUAUGUAUAUUGUACUCAGAAUAGGUGCUGUUUGAAAAGCUUUACAAUAAGAUGCUACGCCUGCAAUGAGUUUUUUUUUAUAAAGGAAUCCAAUUUUACAUACAUAAAAUUUCAAUUUGUCACAGGUUUAUACUUUUUUUUUUACUUUAAAUUUGGUAUUGCAUAUUGUACUGGGAAGACUAAUAAAAUGUGCGACCUGUUCAGUAUAAAUAGAAUUUCAAGCAAAUCUUCAGAGUCAUUUUAUGAGUCCUUCAGUGUAAUGUCAAUGAAGCCCCCGUCCUCCUAGUACUAAGCUGACAAUUAACAGAUGCCCAAGGAAGAGGGUUGUUCCCCAGGCCCUAUAUUUUGUGUCCCUUCUGUUUUUGUUGAUAUCAUUUUCCUAAAUGGAGGAUAAUUGAGCAUCGGGGCUGGUUUGCUGCCACUGCAAGGUAGUAAUAAUUGCAGAGACGCUUUUCUUCAAUUAAUCAGGCACAGGCCGCCAAUUUGAAUGUGGUGAAAACAAAACAAUUAAGCUUGUUUUGACUCCAGAGAUGCGAAAUGAUUUCCUAAUUUCAUGAAGCUGUUAAAUCAAACCCAUUUCAAGUUGAAAUGCUUUAUAUAAGAACUUCAUGUGCCCUGACAUAGCAUAUGUAGGUGGUUAUCUUGGAGGUGUUCUAGAAUGAUGAGAAAAUUGUAACAUUGUUGAUGAAGAUGAACAGAAAGCCUUAAUAAAUAUGAUG